Molecule: messenger RNA, 976 nt
Organism: Limanda limanda (common dab)
Lineage: Eukaryota; Metazoa; Chordata; Actinopteri; Pleuronectiformes; Pleuronectidae
Gene: pmvk
Product: phosphomevalonate kinase
Exons: 5
Coding region: 89-670 (193 amino acids)
Biological process (GO): cholesterol biosynthetic process; isopentenyl diphosphate biosynthetic process, mevalonate pathway
Cellular component (GO): cytoplasm
Molecular function (GO): phosphomevalonate kinase activity
Source: RefSeq, a predicted model, not a curated record
GGACAGUUACGGUAGCGUCCGGAGUGGUCCGACGCGCUGCGGAGCACCGGCAGCUGAUGGAACAGCCGCGGGACUCGAGCAGUGACAGAUGGAGGAACGAGCCCUCGAACCCAAACUGGUUCUGGUCUUCAGCGGGAAACGGAAGUCCGGAAAAGAUUAUGUGACGGACCUGAUACAGGGACGGUUGGGGUCGGACACGUGCUGCGUCCUGCGUCUGUCCGGACCUCUGAAACAACAAUAUGCUGAGGAGCACGCUCUGGACCUGGACCAGCUGCUGGGCCCUGGUCCUUAUAAGGAGCAGUUUCGGGCCGAUAUGAUUGGCUGGGGAGAAACUCGACGACGGCGUGACCCCGGAUUCUUCUGUCGCCUAGCAACCAGAGGAGCACGGCAACCAGUCUGGGUGGUGAGUGAUGCACGGCGCCGGUCGGACCUUCAGUGGUUCCUAUCGGAGUUUCCCCAACAAACUAGAAGUGUCAGAGUUCAAAGUUCAGAGGAAACCAGGAAAAAGAGGGGGUGGAGCUUCACUGCAGAUGUUGAUGAUGCAGAGUCAGAGUGUGGGUUGGACAGUGGCAUUGAAUAUGAUUGGAUAAUCAGCAAUGAGGGCGACGCCCCCUCAUUAGAUGAGCAGCUGCAGCCAAUCCUGAGGCUGGCAGAGGAAGCAGCUUCGUGACCAAUCACAGCCGAUCACUGACCAGAUCCCAGCCGGUUCCCUGAGAGGAGCGGUCACGUGACGGGGUCGUGGUCAUGUGACACUUUAUGAUGUGAACCUGCUCGGUGGCGUAGUUUGAUGUACAACUGUCAGUCAGCUGGUUCUCACACACACACACACAGUGCCACCAGUGUGUGUGUGUGAGGAAUCGAACCAGCAACUAAAUGUGAUAAAUAAAAUGUUUAAGAAAAGUCUUAAUUUUUUUAUGCAGAAAUUAAAUGUUUGUAAGUGCAACUUUUCCUGUGGUUUAUUAAACUGAUGAAAGAA